Messenger RNA from Ooceraea biroi (clonal raider ant), 2591 nucleotides. Its product is annotated as putative inorganic phosphate cotransporter. Gene Ontology annotation, biological process: transmembrane transport; monoatomic anion transport. Gene Ontology annotation, cellular component: membrane. The record is from RefSeq and is a predicted model, not a curated record. Gene Ontology annotation, molecular function: transmembrane transporter activity. NCBI's taxonomy places the organism in Eukaryota, Metazoa, Arthropoda, Insecta, Hymenoptera, Formicidae.
CGGUUUUGAAACCAAUGUGUGCUGCCUGGGUAGUAAUCGGCAAGCCCACCUUGGCGAUAGCGUGGUGAGACGCGUUUAGCUUCCUCACGAAAACCACCGAACGUGCGUAAAAAUAUAUUUAAACAAUAAGUGAAUCACGAUCGAGAGCCUGGGUGCGAAACAGUACUUUUGCAUAAUAUAAAUGCAUUAUUAUUAUUAUCAAUGUGUAAUCUCCAGUGCGCGUUACGUUGUACAUGCAAGCAACAAGUAACAGAAAAUGAAGUAAUUUAUCCUUAUUAUAAUUACGCUAAUAAUGGCAAUAAUGAGCCAAGGAAUAAGAACGCGACGCUGAUAACAAAAAUGCUGCUUUACAAAAGGGGUGAGGGAUGAUAAAAUAUCGGGGAAGAGUGAAAUUAUCAAAAGAACAGUUGCUCAAGUCUUUCUUGAAUUGAUCCCAUUGUGUUGCAAUCGAACUUUUAAUUUUCUAAUCAUCAGACGCGCGGACGAUGACGUUGAAAGUCUUUUCCAGCUGCUUGGUGACUCCUGUUUAUCGUCCGGCCGCUUUAUCUGGAGUUAUCGCGCGCGCAAGUUGUAAGUUCGCGCUUCGUUCCGACCGCAACAAAAAACAAUCAAUUGCGCGACAAAAUGCCGUAUCGGAAGGCGAGCCGUCGUCUGCGAUCGACUAUCCAGAAGCGCGGAUCGAGUGGUGGAUCACGGAUCGUUGCCUCGCGUUAAUGAACAAUCACGUUAAACCGACGGUCGUCGCUCUGUAAAUCACGUCAAGAAUCAGUCGUGGCUUUACCGGGCUUAUCUGCCCAAUUAUUUCUGCGUCUUAUCAGAUCUCAUUCAGAUUACGAGCCGCGCGUAUCGCCGGUCAACGGCUAGCUUCGUUAAAAAUAUAUAAUUUAUCGGUCGACCCUGACAAUCCACGAUUUGCGCUUUUUUUGCGUGACAUUUGCUCUUAAUUGCUACGUUAUCGUAACAUAUUUCUAACAAAUACGAUGCUUACUCACGGUGAUAAUAUAUUGUUUUUCGCAUUUAUUAAAUGGUGAAACGUGUUUCCUCAAGUAUAGUUCGUGAGAAACACGCAGUAAUUGCCGAUAUCUCUCGGGUGUUCCCUGAGCCUGAGGAGGAGUCGAUCCCUGGGAGAGUUCCGAAAGUUCGCCCCUCGAAAUGCUGAGAAUUGAGAGUGUUUAGUUUACGAUUGUGCGAUGGGUAUCUUCGGUGUCAGGCACCUGCAGGUGCUGCUGCUCUUCCUGGGUGUGACCAUCGGGUAUUGCCUCAGGAUCGGAAUGUCGAUGGCUGUGGUGCCGAUGGCGAACUCGAGCAGCGCGAACGAGAAUAUUGAGGACUUCGGUUGGAACAAACAGCAAAAGGAUCUGGUGCUCAGCUCGUUCUUCUGGGGCUACGCGAUUACGCAGAUGCCAAGUGGCUACAUCGCCGGCAUCUGGAGCGCCCAGAAACUUCUCAGCAUCGGGAUGCUGAUCUGCGGGGUCUUAAACGUCGUGACGCCAAUUGCCGCCAGCCAGUGGGAUUUACCGGCCGUCCUGGUUUGCAGGGUAGGCAUGGGUCUUACUCAGGCUUGCCUGAUGCCUUGCGCUCACACCCUCCUCUCCAAAUGGGCACCGCCCUCUGAGAGGGCACGACUGGGAACGUUCGCUUACGCGGGUGCUCAAUUCGGCACGGUAAUUGCUAUGCCGAUAUCUGGAUUUCUCGCAGCAUCCAGAGUAGGCUGGCCCAGCAUCUUUUAUGUGUUUGGUGCGUUAGCAAUCGUCUGGAGCACAGUUUUUCUCCUUUUUGGAGCGGAUUCGCCGUCCAGCCACAGUUCCAUCUCCCAGGAAGAGAAAGAAUAUAUAGAAGACAGUUUGAGAACCAAAGAGACGAAAGCAGACGAUGAAAUUCAACAGAAUUUACGCGUACCAUGGAAGGAGAUUUUCACUUCGGUACCCAUGUGGGCCCUCAUUAUAGUCCAUGUUGGCCAAAAUUGGGGAUACUGGACCCUUCUGACAGAAAUACCUAGCUACAUGACAGGCGUACUGAACUUCAAAAUUGAUAAGAGUGGCUGGAUCUCCGCUUUGCCGUACUUGGCAAUGUGGCUCCUCAGCUUCCCCGUGAGCUGGCUGUCCGAUUUCGCGCUGGAGAAGGGCAUGCCCAGGGGUAUAGUGAGAAAAAUCUCGAAUACGGUGGCCCAUUGGGGCCCAGCCAUCGCCUUGGCAUGCAUGAGCGUUAUACCUACCGACAAUUACAUCUGGGCCGUCCUGCUGCUUAUCAUAUCAGUGGGCCUGAACGCCGGUUCCCUCUGCGGCUUCCAGAUCAAUCACAUCGACCUCAGUCCGAAUUUCGCCGGCACCAUGAUGUCCAUCACCAAUUUCAUGGCCACGAUUGCCUCGAUCAUCGCACCGUUAAUCGUUAGCGUGAUCGCCCCCGAUGAGAGCAACGCUGACCAAUGGAACAUUGUAUUCUACGUCUCGGCGGCGAUCUAUUUCCUUGGCAACUUGGUGUUCGUGAUAUGCGGCAAGGGCGAGGUGCAAUGGUGGAACGACCCCGAGGCCGUCGAGACUCGGCGCAGGCAAGGCCGCAGGGAAGACGUGGAGAACGAAACGCAAACCUGA